Messenger RNA from Anolis sagrei ordinatus, 1518 nucleotides. Its product is annotated as hippocalcin-like protein 4. The record is from RefSeq and is a predicted model, not a curated record. Lineage: Eukaryota; Metazoa; Chordata; Lepidosauria; Squamata; Anolidae. Gene Ontology annotation, molecular function: calcium ion binding.
GCCAGUGAGGAGGGGGAGAUGCUGAGGAAAGAGGCGCCAGGCAGAGAGCAGGAAUCAGAGGCAGAGGGAGCAGGUGGCAAAGGCAGCGAGAGACAGACAGAGAGAGACAGAGGGAAGAGAGCAAGGCAGCAGCAUCGCCUGGUGGAUGGCUUAGGGGCCCCUCCGCCUCCUCCGGCUUCCCUCAUUCACACCUGGGGCACCUGCCCAGACCCUCCCAGAUCCAGCAAUGGGCAAGCACAACAGCAAGCUGGCUCCAGAGAUGCUGGACGACCUGGUGAGGAGCACGGAGUUCAAUGAGCAGGAGCUGAAGCAGUGGUACAAGGGCUUCCUGAAGGACUGCCCCACAGGGAUCCUUAACCUGGAGGAGUUCCAGCAGCUCUACAUCAAGUUCUUCCCUUACGGUGACGCUUCCAAGUUCGCACAGCACGCUUUCAGAACCUUUGACAAGAACGGUGAUGGCACCAUCGACUUCCGGGAGUUCAUCUGUGCCCUUUCAGUCACUUCGCGGGGCAGCUUUGAGCAGAAGCUGAACUGGGCCUUUGAGAUGUACGACUUGGACGGUGACGGAAAGAUCACCCGCCUGGAGAUGUUGGAGAUCAUUGAGGCCAUCUACAAGAUGGUGGGCACCGUCAUCAUGAUGAGGAUGAACCAAGAUGGCCUGACCCCACAGCAGCGCGUGGACAAGAUCUUCGCCAAGAUGGACAAAGACAAGGAUGACCAGAUCAGCCUGGAGGAGUUCAAGGAAGCGGCCAAGAGUGACCCCUCCAUCGUCCUGCUGCUGCAGUGCGACAUGCAGAAGUAGAGGGGCUUCACCUGCUGUCCCCCCCAGAUCCCCCAGCCUUGCGUUUCCAAUCCAUCUGUCCAUCUUCCUCCUCCUCCUUGGAGCUGCAGGCCUCACUCUUGGAGGCAGGAGGGGCCUCAUCUGCAUGGGUCUUCUAGGUCCAAAACAAGUCCCCCGAGAAGCUCCCCAACAUCAAUAAGGCUCUAUCUUUUGGGGAGUGGGUCUGUCAGAGUGGGUUCCCCUUCCUACGCCUUCCAUCCCUUCUCCUAGACCCUUCUCCUUUUUCCCUUUCCAUCCUUGGAUGUUCCCAAGACCCUCUUCCAAAUCUACCUGUUUGACGGCCUGCCGAAAUCCAUGACCCAUGAUGCAAUGAUCCACAAGGUCUUGCAACCCCCGAAGCCUCGCUCUCCUUAAGCUCAGCUGUCGCUUGCUGUAUUAUGGUGCAUCUCUUUCCCCUGGUGACCCUCUAGCAUCAUCUUCAGGUGGGGAUUUUAAUAUCCGCUCCCCCUUUGCAUUCCUGAAUCAUCCCUUCUACCCCAGGACCUUUUCAAACCUUCCUCCUCCCAUUCCUUUUUGCUUUGGUGGAAGCUUAUAGUUUCUUUUCACCCAGCAAUGGGUUGUCCCUGUAGCUUUCCAUAAUGUCUAAACAAAGUGUUUCCCCUUUGGACUUGUGCUGAUGCUGUUGCUUCUAAGUCAGAAUUAUUGGAGCGAAUAAUAUAAAUAGUAUAUCAGAGAUA